Molecule: messenger RNA, 2841 nt
Organism: Eurypyga helias (sunbittern)
Lineage: Eukaryota; Metazoa; Chordata; Aves; Eurypygiformes; Eurypygidae
Gene: SYCP1
Product: synaptonemal complex protein 1
Exons: 30
Biological process (GO): chiasma assembly; meiotic DNA repair synthesis; synaptonemal complex assembly
Cellular component (GO): male germ cell nucleus; transverse filament; central element
Molecular function (GO): double-stranded DNA binding
Source: RefSeq, a predicted model, not a curated record
GGUUUUAACAAAUGCCCAGAUGAUGAUUUUAAUUUGCCGUUUGUAAUGGUGGGUACGUCGAACCGUGGUGAAAUAACUGAUUCAGAUGCGAUUUCACAGCCAGUGAAACUUUGCUCUGAGGUAGAUGAAGAGAAUAUAGAAACAAUGAAUGAAUUGUAUUCAAAACUCUACAAAGAGGCUGAGAAGAUCAAACAGUGGAAACUAACUACAGAAUCAGAACUACAGCAGAAAGAAAGAAAACUGCAAGAAAAUAGAAAGAUUGUGGAGGCACAGCGUAAAGCCAUUCAAGAACUGCAGUUUGAAAAUGAAAAACUAAGUUUAAAACUAGAAGAUGAGAUAAGUGAAAAUAAAGAUCUUUUAAAAGAAAACAGCGCUUCAAGGCACCUGUGUAAUCUGCUCAAGGAAACCUGUACUCACUUCACAGAGAAGUCCACCAAAUAUGAACAUGAAAGGGAGGAAACAAGGCAACUCUACGUGGAACUUAAUAACAACAUUGAAAGAAUGAUAAUGGCAUUUGAAGAGCUUCGUGUGCAAGCAGACAACACUAGAUUGGAAAUGUGUUUCAAGUUAAAAGAAGAAGCAGAAAAAGUGGACAAGCUUGAGAAAGAAUGCAGGCUGGAAGUCAGCAUGAAGGAAAAGCAGAUUUCAGUUCUUACCAUACAGAGUGAUGAAAAAGAUGAUAUAAUAAGAGACAUCAAGACUCGGCUGCAGGAGUCCAAAAAUAAGAUUGCUGACUUAGUAGAAGCAAAAAGACAUGAAGGAGAAAUGCUAAAGGAAUCCCAGAUCAAUCAAGAACAUUUGAGGGCAGAACUGGAAGAGGCCAAAGUUUCAUUGCAAAAAACAGAGGUUGCUCAAAAGAACUUAGAAACCGAGUUGCAGACUACAGUCAAAGCAUUAAUUCAGGUCACUGAAGAAAAAGAAGCACAGGUGGAAGAAUGUAAAGAAGCAAAGGCUUUGCAUGCAUCCCUGAGAGAGGAGUUUGAGACUUCUAUUUCCAGUUUGAAAAGCUUGCUGCAAAAAGAGCAAAUUAGAGUGGAGAAAUACGAAGAGGAGUCAAAGCUACUUACCUUGGAGCUCAGAACUAAGUCUGCUGAACUGGAAGAGAUGACUAAACUGAAAUGUGACAAAGAAAUGCAACUGGAAGAGCUGUCAGAAACACUGGGAAGAGUUGAAGGACUUCUAGUGAAGAAGGAGGAUCUUGAGGCUGCUGUAGAAAAUCUGCAGGAGAGAGAAAAAGAAAUGAAAAAUGUUCUCCAAAUCAGAGAGAAGGAAAUCCAUGAUUUGAAAGCACGGCUGACUAGUACAGCUGAAAAGGAACAACAUUAUUUACAACAGCUUAGGACCCUGAAUACAGAUCUGGAACGAGAGGCGCUGAAGAAUGAACAACUAACAGUGGAUAUCAAUAAGCUUUUGUUAGAAAAAGAGCAAAUCACACAAGAGAAAAGUGACAUGGCUGCAGAAUUCAAGAAACUGCAAGAAAGUCAUGAGGGUAGUAGAAAGACAGAAGAAAAGGCAAAGCAGUUAGUUGAAAACCUGGAAGAAGCAAAUGGCCAGCUAAGAAAUGAACUGGAGUCUUUGAAGGAGAAGAUGGCAAAGAAAGGUGAAGAGAUUAAAAGUAAACUGGAUGAACGAGAAGAAAAUGCUAAGAAUAUUGAAAAUGAAAUUUCAAAAAAGGAAAAGCAGUUGAGGAUUCUAGAAAAUAAGUUGAAUAAUUUAAAGAAACAGGUGGAAAAUAAAAGCAAAUGCGUUGAAGAGUUGCAACAGGAGAAUAAAAUGCUGAAAAAGAAAAUCAGUGCAGAAAGCAAGAAAACAAGUAUAUAUGAAGGGAAGGUGAAUAAAUUACAGUUAGAGAUGGAAAAUAUGAACAAGCAACAUAAGGAAACAGUUGACACCUAUCAAAGAGACAUUGAAACAAAAGAAGUAAAUGAAAACAAACUUCUGGAAGAGGUAGAGAAGAUGAGGUUGCUUGCUGAUGAAGCAACAAUAGCACAGAGGGAAACUGAUAUCCGAUGUCAACACAAGAUAACUGAAAUGGUGGCCCUCAUGGAAAAACACAAGCAUGAAUAUGAUAAAAUGGUUGAAGAAAAAGAUGCAGAGUUAAAACUUUACAAAAUAAAAGAGCAAGAGCAGUUAUCAUCAAAAGUAUCAUUGGAAAGUGAGCUGUCAUGUUUGAAAAGUGAAUUGUCAUUCCUUAAGGAACAACUUAAAGCAGAAAUUGCAGAGAAGGAGAACCUUGCAAAAGAACUCCCCCAAAAUACGGUUCCUGAAAACGAAAAGAAGCACAAGAAAAUACAAACUCAUUUUUCUGAGACCCCUAAACCUCAUUUCGAUCUGGACUGUGCAUCUGUUAGUGUAAAACCAAAAAAGGCUCCAAAUGAUACUUCUGUGAAAGCCACCAUGAUGGAAAAGAACAAAAUACCUCCUUCCGCGUCUGCCCAAAGUCUCCUGGGUAGUCCAUCCCUGAAGACAUACAUUAUAAAGACUCCUCCAAUACAUAAGCUGCAAAGUGGCAGCAGAGAUCUGCAUUCAGAGCAGAGCAUGAGGAAAAAGCAAAAGGUGCUGCUGCAGCUGGAUGCUCAGUCAGACAGCUCGGAACACAGUGACCUCCUGACCAUAGUCUCGGAGGAAGAAAUGUUUAAGAAACUGUACAAAGAUUAUCCUCAAGCUUCACAGCUGUAUGCCAUGACACCAAAAAAGAAGCCAGCCACAUCCACCGUGAAAACUCCAGGCUCUAUACCGAAACUCACAACCAUGAGGCAAAUGCGAGAGGCUGGAUGGACUGCAGUUUCUAAAAUGGACAGGAAACGAAAAAUGAAAGAAGCUGAAAAGCUCUUUACUUAA